Argentina anserina (silverweed cinquefoil) is the source of this 1997-nucleotide messenger RNA. Its product is annotated as transcription factor bHLH3. Lineage: Eukaryota; Viridiplantae; Streptophyta; Magnoliopsida; Rosales; Rosaceae. Gene Ontology annotation, cellular component: nucleus. The transcript is spliced from 2 exons. Gene Ontology annotation, biological process: regulation of DNA-templated transcription. The record is from RefSeq and is a predicted model, not a curated record. Gene Ontology annotation, molecular function: protein dimerization activity; transcription cis-regulatory region binding; DNA-binding transcription factor activity. Bases 336 to 1847 code for a protein of 503 amino acids.
CAGAAACAGAAGCCACAUCAGUCUGGUGUCUAGUUCUUCUUCUACACUUCUUAAUGUUUGGUAGAAUCCAAGGAUCAAUAUAGAAGCUUUAGUUUAGCCUCGGGUUCUUAUCAAUUUCACUAGGUAAUAAUUAGAUCCAAGCUUUUAUUCGUAUAUCAUCAAUUUCUGAGUUUCUAAUCCAAUUCGUGCUACCGAAAGCUUUAAGCUCUGAGCUGCAAAGUGGGAGUUUUGUUUGUCAAAUGCCGAUCCUCAAUGGUCUGCUAACUGGCAGGAUAGGUAUUAGUGUUGCAGUUUUAGGAUAUUGAGAAAUUUGGUGUGGAUUGGGAGAAAUUAAGAUGGGUGAGAAGCUUUGGGUGAAUGAAGAAGAAAAGGUUAUAGUGGAGUCAGUGAUAGGCACCGAAGCUUGCCAGUUGUUGAGCUCAUUGGCUUCGGAAAACUUGUUGUCCGACUUGGCUAGGCCUCCGGGACAAUUGGGGGUGCAGCAGGGGCUGUCACAGCUUGUCCAAGGGUCCAAUUGGAACUACGCCGUCUUCUGGCAGGUUGUAGGAUUGAAAUCUGGUGGAGCAGCCUUGAUUUGGGGUGAUGGACGUUGCAGAGACACAAUGGGUGGUGGAAUUGAGGAUAGUUCUAGUAAGGAUGGUAACUUGGAGGGAGUGCAGAAGAAGAAUGAGGAGGUGAGGAAGUGGGUGCUUGGGAAGCUCCACUCUUGUUUUGGUGGUUCGAGUGAGGAUAACUAUGCGAGGAAGUUGGAUAGAUUGUCCGAUGUGGAAAUGUUUUACCUGACUUCAAUGUACUUUAAAUUUCAACUUGAUUUGCCAUAUGGCCCUGGGGAGUCAUACAAGUCUGGGAAAUCAAUUUGGGUUUCUAAUGUCGCUAGUUGCUUACAUCAUUACCAGUCAAGAUCAAUUUUAGCCACAGUGGCAGGGUUUCAAACAGUUUUGUUUGUGCCUAUGAAAUCAGGAGUUGUGGAGCUGGGUUCUGUCAAACCGAUUCCGGAAGAACAAAAUAUUGUGGAUAUGAUCAGAAGUGUGUUUGGGGUACCUAGCUCUGUUCAGGCAAAGGUAUAUCCAAAGAUUUUCGGACAUGAGCUUAGUCUCGGUGGUCCAAAAUCGCAACCAAUUAAUAUUGGCUUUUGCCCGAAGGUAGAAACUGACUCUUCAUUUCCAUCAGAGUCUCUUGACUUCCAAGCAAUAGGCACUUCAAAUGGAUGUCAAACUGAGGAUGGUGAAGUUAAACUGUUUCCACACUUGAGCCAAAUUAUGUCUGGGAACUUCAGUUCUACAGCCGGUGUUUCAAGUUCAGAACUGCCUAAAGACGAGUCGUCUGCACAAAUUGAUGAAAGGAAACCUAGAAAGAGAGGGAGAAAGCCUGCCAAUGGAAGAGAAGAACCAUUAAAUCAUGUGGAAGCAGAGCGGCAGAGGCGUGAGAAGCUUAACCAGCGGUUCUACGCACUUAGGGCUGUGGUUCCUAACAUAUCGAAGAUGGAUAAAGCAUCUCUUCUAGGUGAUGCCAUCACCUAUAUCAACGAUCUUCAGUCAAAGAUCAGGCUCAUGGAAACCGAGAAGCAGAUGGGAAGCAGUAGCCAAAUGUGGUUCGCAAUUCCAGAGAUUGAUUUCCAGGAUAGGCAAGAGGAUGCUGUUGUGAGGAUGAACUGCCCACUGGAUUCUCACCCUGUUUCUGAUGUCAUCCGAACACUUAGCGAACAUAACAUUGUAGCUCAAGAUACUAAUGUGUCCAUCACAGAGGAAGACACGGUUAUUCAUACAUUCUCCAUUCGGACCCAAGGUGGUGAUGCUGAGCAGUUAAAGGAGAAGCUGGUGGCCUCUCUUUCAAGAUCAACCAUGUAAAACUGUGUUUACUAACUGGUUAGUGUGUUUAUGGCUCUAAUGAUAUUCAAUUAAGUUGUUUCAUACAAUAUGCUAAAGCAUUCAUAUUAAAAUGUUAAAUUGAAUUGCAAAUUCUGUAAAUAUUUUUGGCCGCAAUCUUUGAGUGUCGUC